Molecule: messenger RNA, 1001 nt
Organism: Chiloscyllium plagiosum (whitespotted bambooshark)
Lineage: Eukaryota; Metazoa; Chordata; Chondrichthyes; Orectolobiformes; Hemiscylliidae
Source: RefSeq, a predicted model, not a curated record
GGAUGGUAUGUAUAAAUGAAACCAUUUUGUAACUAAUGUAUGUCUGUUUCUAAGGGUUAUGGUGGAUAUGAGCAAUCUGGUGCUUCUGGAUAUGGACAAAGCCAAAGUGGGUAUGGUUCAAGUUAUGGACAAGGACAGUCAGGGAUGAAUUCAUCUCAGUCGUCAACAGGCUAUCGACAGGGUGGGCACAGCUAUGGGAGUGGGAGUGAGAGCUCCCACAAUACUUAUGGACAGCAACCGUUGUAUGGAAAUUACGGGCAGCAUUCAGAUUCUCCUAGCAGCCUAGGCAAAUUUAUUCUACUUACCCCUGAUUGACUUAUUGUAACAUGGGAUUGACUCCGAGCCCUGGUUCUCCCAAUCCCGACUUCCACUUUGAACAGCUGCAGCACAAGAACUCAAACGGUAAGUAAACCUUCAUCCUGCGGCUAUUGCAUGACCAUUGUUAAAGUACACUUAAUGUAUUUGGGUGCAGAGUGCUCUUAUCCACUACAAUCCUGAAUUCACAAUGCAGUUGUGUAGUUGUAACUUUCUUAGCAAUAACCCAUUUCUGCUGUGCUGAUUGUAUCUUGUUUCUGCUUUAAAAUCAUUUGAUGUGUGAGAUGUAUUAUUAAAUUCCAUUGAAAGGACACUUGAUACCAGGUUAUGGAGCUGUUUUGAUUUCAAUUGAAACUCCAUUAAUGCCAAACUCAUGACUUUAUUCCACCAUAACCUUAACUCUUGGGAAUCUAGUGACCUUUUUUGGUUCCCAGGACAGGAGUUUACAGCAUUUUUUUUUCCUUCCUCUUUUUGGUCACGCCACCAAAGCCUUAUUAACCAUGCUAUUUCAAUUUUUACCCUUCAAGUACAGGUUCCUCCCAGAGGAUAAAACUGCAUCCUUAUCUCCUGAAGACUCUCUAUGGAACAUGCUGUAGUAUGAUGCAAUUGGUGUUGCAAUUUUCCAAAAGCUUCUAUCUAAAAAUGAGACUUGGUACUUAUUUACUGGCAUUCAGCUUGGAAUUAUC